AUGUUUUGCACAGAAAUCACAUCUUGUUACACAUCAGCAAAGUCACACAGGUGAGAAGGCAUUUCCUUGUUUUGACUGUGGGAAAUGUUUUGCACAGAAAUCACAUCUUGUUGCACAUCAGCAGUCACACAGGUGAGAAGCCAUUUCCAUGUUCUGAGUGUGGGAAAUGUUUUGCACAGAAAUCACAUCUUGUUACACAUCAGCAAAGUCACACAGGUGAGAAGCCAUUUCCAUGUUCUGAGUGUGGGAAAUAUUUUGCACAGAAAUCACAUCUUGUUAGACAUCAGCAAAGUCACACAGGUGAGAAACCAUUUUCUUGCUCCGAGAGCGGAAAAUGUUUUACACAAAAAUUACAUCUUGUUAGACAUCAGCGAACUCACACAGGUGAGAGGCCAUUUCUAUACUCUGAGAAAUAAAUCAGCUCUUGUUAUACAUCAGAUAAGUCACACAGGUGAGAAAGCAUUUCCAUGUUCUGAGUGUGGGAAAUGUUUUGCACGGAAAUCAGAUCUUGUUAUACAUCAGGGAACCCACACACGUGAGAAGCUAUUUUCUUGCUGUGAGUGCGGGAAAAGUUUUACCUGGAAAUCCCACCUUCUUAUACAUCAGAGAAGUCACACAGGUGAGAAGCCAUUUUCUUGCUCGGAGUGUGGGAAAUGUUUUACACCGAAAUCACAUCUUGUUACACAUCAGCAAAGUCACACAGGUGAGAAGUCAUUUCCAUGUUCUGAGUGUGGAAAAUGUUUUGCACAGAAAUCAUAUCUUGUUACACAUCAGCAAAGUCACACAGGUGAGAAGCUGUUUUCUUGCUCUGAGUGUGGGAAAUGUUUUACACAAAAAUCACAUCUUGUCAGACAUCAGAGAAGUCACACAGGUGAGAAGCCAUUUUCAUGCCGUGAAAUAAAUCUGCUCUUGUUGAACAUAUUCGACAUUACCCAAGUACGGAACCAUUUAAAUCUUCUGGAGUAUAAUUAUCACUGUCAUGCAAUGUUCCUCAAGGGUCAAUCCUAUCUCCUAUGCUUUAUAAAAUAUACAUGCUACCACUGGGUGAUAUAAUCAGACAUCAUGGCCUGGUCUACCACUGCUAUGCUGAUGACCUGCUUUUUGCUCCAUGGUGGUCAUUCUGAGUUGUUCGCUCGUUGCCGAUUUUCGCUAUAUUGCGAUUUUCCGCUUACUGCGCAUGCGCAAUGUCCGCAGUGCGACUGCGCAAAGUAAAUUUGCUAUGAAGUUAGGUAUUUUACUCACGGCAUUACGAGGUUUUUUUCUUCGUUCUGGUGAUCGUAAUGUGAUUGACAGGAAGUGGGUGUUUCUGGGCGGAAACUAGCCGUUUUAUGGGUGUUUGUGAAAAAAAGCUACCAUUUCUGGGAAAAACGCGGGAGUGGCUGGAGAAACGGGGGAGUGUCUGGGCGAACGCUGGGUGUGUUUGUGACGUCAAACCAGGAACGAAACUGACUGAACUGAUCGCAAUGGCAGAGUAAGUCUCGAGCUACUCAGAAACUGCUAAGAAAUGUGUACUCGCUAUUUUGCUAUGCUAACAUACACUCCCAGAGGGCGGCGGCUUAGCGUGUGCAAUGCAGCUAAAAGCAACUUGCAAGCGAACAACUCGGGAUGAGGGCCCAUGUACUGAGAACCUAAUACCAAUCCUAAAUGGUUGUCUAGCUGAGCGCCAGGGGUGGAUGAUACCAGUUGGCUAUGACUCAGUCUUUGUGAAACAAUAGAAGCUCCCCAACAAAGGACAAGACUACAGCUUUACCAACCAUCUGGAUUUAUGCUUUGGUGUUCAGAAUUGCAAAAUACUGAUCAUGUGCUGAAUCUUUGUGUUGUCCUGGUAUGUGGCUGACACAGACAUCAGGUAUCCGCCACAUACAAAUCCUCAUUCUUCCAUCUGUGGACCAUAGCCAGAAUCAAACACUUGAUUCCCUCAGAAGUUCAUAGACUACUGCAAUGCCAUCUACCUGGGUCACCCAGCAAAAGAAUUACAGAGCUUGCAGCUAGUACAGAAUGCAGCAGCCAGGCUGUUACCUAACCAGCCCGUUCCUGCCACAUAACACCCAUUCUCUACUCCCUUCACCGGCUGCCUGAAAGAUGACAAAUCUAUUUCAUAAUUGGCUAAAUGACCUUCCCAGCCCAACAUUACAUGGUCCAAGGUACUAGAAGCAGCUUCUGCCUCCUUACUGCCCUGCUUGCUUGCUUCUACAGAUGAAGGACUGUUACCAGCAGUACCAAGAAUCUCCUGUCAUUCAUUUAUGGGUUGAACUUUUAGUUUUGCAGCCCUGACCAUGGAACUCACUGCCUUGCACAGUCCAAGAGGCCUCCACUCUAGAGACCUUCACAAGCAGACUGAUGACUGUUACUCACGCUUUUCAUUAAUGUACCUCUAUUUACUUCCUAAAUAAUACAUCCCAAAUGCUUAGGUCUUUUUUCUGCUGUUUAUUUUGUAUCUUGUGCUUUGUGUAAAUGUGAAUGUCUAAUACCAGUUUCCACAAUCUGUAUUGCUGCACGACAGUAUGGCGGCCAUUGGAACGUGUUUUCACUUCUAGUUUGCCUAACUUGUUGCAGACACUCAUCUUGAUAAGGAGUGCUGAGUGUUUUCUGAUACAAGAUCCUAUCCAUAUAUACCCUGUACAUUACCAUGUGCAUUAGAGUCACCCGGGUUCCAUCUGCGGUGGUUUGUUGUAUGUUACAUCUAUAUGGUGCGGAUACUCCCCUGUAUGAUUUCAUAAUAAAAGCUUUUGUUUGCAUCUAA
This is a messenger RNA of Pseudophryne corroboree (corroboree frog), 2743 nucleotides long. RefSeq names its product gastrula zinc finger protein XlCGF17.1-like. The coding region runs from base 85 to 1053 and encodes 322 amino acids. Gene Ontology annotation, cellular component: nucleoplasm. The record is from RefSeq and is a predicted model, not a curated record. Gene Ontology annotation, molecular function: RNA polymerase II cis-regulatory region sequence-specific DNA binding; DNA-binding transcription repressor activity, RNA polymerase II-specific. The transcript has a single exon. NCBI's taxonomy places the organism in Eukaryota, Metazoa, Chordata, Amphibia, Anura, Myobatrachidae. Gene Ontology annotation, biological process: regulation of transcription by RNA polymerase II.